AUGGCCGAGAAUAUGCAAUUUGGCGACCGUACACUCUUUCUCCCCGACCUGCAGCAGCAACGACACCGCUUCCUCUCAAGAAGAGCAGCGCAAACCUACCGCUGUGCCGACCUCGCCUGGUUUGAAAUCCGGCACCUGCAGAAGACAUUUGGACUCACGGAUGUUUUGAUCCUCCAGGAAUUCGAUGAUGACUCUUGUGUCAUCUCUUCGCAUCAAGGAGUGGCUAGGAUGAUGACGUUUGAUGCGACUCGGGCGGAGCUUGUGGCCCUGGGGAAGGAUGAGGAGGGUUGUUUGGUUAACGUGCAGAGGAGGGGAGCUGUUAAUGAGGUGAAGAAACCGGUGUAA
Letharia lupina is the source of this 345-nucleotide messenger RNA. RefSeq lists its product as uncharacterized. The transcript is spliced from 2 exons. The coding region runs from base 1 to 345 and encodes 114 amino acids. NCBI's taxonomy places the organism in Eukaryota, Fungi, Ascomycota, Lecanoromycetes, Lecanorales, Parmeliaceae. The record is from RefSeq and is a predicted model, not a curated record.